GCCGGGCCAGGGGGCGCCUCGCGCUGCCGCGCCUGGAAAGGACGAUGCAGUGAGGCGGGCUCGACUGGCGGGCGUGCGCGGAGCGGGGGCCGCGGGCGCGCUGCAGAGAUGUGACUCGGGCCCAGGGCCAGCAGGAGCGUCGGCGCUGCGGGGCCGCGAGGGUCGAACGUCCCUGGUGUCAGAGAGAAAGAUGAGAACCCAUCAAGUGUUCCCCUUGCCCCUGCUCCUGGUGAUUGCCUCGGUCGCUUCAGAGAACGCCAGCACAUCCCGGGGCUGUGGGCUGGACCUUCUUCCUCAGUACGUGUCCCUGUGCGACCUGGACGCCAUCUGGGGCAUCGUGGUGGAGGCAGUGGCCGGGGCGGGGGCCCUGAUCACACUGCUCCUGAUGCUCAUCCUCCUGGUGAGACUGCCCUUCAUCAAGGACAAGGAAAAGAGGAGGCCCGUGUGCCUCCACUUCCUCUUCCUGCUGGGGACCCUGGGCCUCUUUGGGCUGACGUUCGCCUUCAUCAUCCGGAUGGACGAGACAAUCUGCUCCAUCCGCCGCUUCCUCUGGGGUGUCCUCUUCGCGCUCUGCUUUUCCUGUCUGCUGAGCCAGGCAUGGCGGGUGCGGAGGCUGGUGUGCCAGGGCACAAGCCCAGCCGGCUGGCAGCUGGUGAGCCUGGCGCUGUGCCUGAUGCUGGUGCAGGUCAUCAUUGCCACCGAGUGGCUGGUGCUGACCGUGCUGCGUGACACGAAGCCAGCCUGCGCCUAUGAGCCCAUGGAUUUUGUGAUGGCGCUCAUCUAUGACAUGGUGCUGCUGGUCAUCACCCUGGCGCAGUCCCUCUUCACGCUGUGUGGCAAGUUCAGUCGGUGGAAGGUGAACGGAGCCUUCAUCCUCAUCACUGCCUUCCUCUCUGUGUUCAUCUGGGUGGUCUGGAUGACCAUGUACCUCUUCGGCAACUCAAGCAUGAAGCAGGGAGAUGCCUGGAGUGACCCCACCUUGGCCAUUACGCUGGCAGCCAGUGGCUGGGUUUUUGUCAUCUUCUACGCCAUUCCGGAGAUCCACUGCACCCUUCUCCCACCCCUGCAGGAGAACCCACCCAACUACUUCGACACUUCACAGCCCAGGAUGCGGGAGACGGCAUUUGAGGAGGACAUGCACCUGCCUCGGGCCUACAUGGAGAACAAGGCCUUCUCAAUGGAUGAACACAAUGCAGCUCGAUCAGCAGCAGGCUUUUCCAAUGGAAGCUUGGGGAAAAGAUCCGGUGGCAGCCUGGGAAAGAAACCCAGUGGCCUGGGAAGCCGGCCCAGCGCACCUUUCAGAAGCAAUGUGUAUCAGCCGACCGAGAUGGCUGUCGUACUCAAUGGCGGGACUAUCCCAACUGCUCCGCCAUCUCACACAGGAAGACACCACUGGUGAAAGACCUUAAGUUCCAGAGAAUAAGAAUCUCUCUUACCGAUUUUAUUCCCUGGCUGUGUCUUUCUUGAGGGUGAAGUCAAUAACCAUGGCUGAGACAGGCCACCUGGAAGCCAGGAAAUCUGGGGAUUUCGUGUAAAUGUGACAUACAGAUGAACUGGAAAGCUAACAGUGACCGCCCUCCCCUAUCCUGCCACACACACACACACAAACACGGAAUCGUCCUGCAAACUAAAUCAGAGCUAACUGCCAAUAGUCUUAGGCUCAUUCAGAGAAGCGUGGCUAGGAAACUGUUUCAUCCAUCGGGGGCAGGACAGAAAAGAAUUCACAGCUGGUGUGCCAGGCUGAUGUUGGCUUAUAUGAGGGGUUUGAGCCAGCCUGCCACCCCCUACCCGAGUGCUGGUCCCCUGGGAGGUCUUUUGGAGAUAACAGUGCCCUUGAGGUUAGCUCAUGGACCCUUCUCCCUGGCUUGCUUGCUUGGUGGCCUAUGCAGUUCAGGAGACUUUAGGAGGCUGUGGCUGUGAUUCCAAAGUAAGGCCCAACUGGACGAUCAGGGAGCUGUGUAGCCGGUGGGGUGGGGGGUGCACAGAACGUGCCAAAGAGGGGAAGGUACUCGAGACCUUGAAGCGACCAUCACAUUUAGACAGUGGUGAGCAACCACUGAUUCAUCUCCGGGCCUCUUGCUCUAGCAAGCAGCCCACCCACCCCCUCCCUUACAGAGUGAGAAGUCCCCUUUCCGCUCGCCGCACUCCACGCCGGUGCUGCUCCACGCCCCUUCCCCGAUUUCAUUCCCAUGUUCAUUUCAGAAGCUCAGCUAGGGCCACCAGCUUGAAGCUUCAGGGGAGUCAGGCUGAAAGGCAGGCACCCUAGCAGCCCUUUCACAGUGUCCUAUGGCUGAGCUCCCCAGGGGUUGAUCUCUAGGAUGGAGAGAUGGCAUCCUCAUGUCCAGCAGCCAGUGACUUCUGGUGUACUUUCCCUUGGUGUGGCUAGAAGUCCAGGAUAGAAUGAGUUCUGUGAAGGUCUCUUGCUGCUUUCAGAGGGUUUAGAGAACAUUUUAAUCUUGGUUUUCCGAUGGUUCUAUGAAAGUGGCCCUCUUCACAGCCGUCAUUUGUCAUGGCUUCCAUCUGUCCUGAGCAAGUCAUUCCGUUGUCGCUCGGCAUCUCCAGCAUCCCUGCCAUUAAAAGCCCUGUGUUCUCUGCACUGUUUGGCCAGGAUAAUCUCGAGCAGCCUUUCCACGCUGAGUGUGAACCUGACCAUAUGGACUGUACAAACAAGGGUAGGGCCUCUGCAUACACUCUAAUGGCUAUCUUGCUUUUUCUACAAAAACUACCCAUAAGCCUUUAACCUUUAAUGAAAGCAAAAUUUCAAAGGUUAGUAUUUGGGGGUGGGGGUGGGGACUGACCUCCUCUUAAGCCAGUACAUCUGAGCUGAGUGUUUUAAUAAAUCUGAUUUUUCUCAAGACCCCAGUCUCUGCUGUAUCCCCUCCCUGCCCUACCCUGUCUUUGCAGAGCCUUAGGGAGAUGAGGCCAGUCUGGCUAGUGCUUGGCUCUCCUGCAAGUUUUCCUUACAGUUAGUGCAUCACCAUGCAUGGGAACCAGAAAGCAUGGCACCCAAAGGUCUCCCCUUCCCCCCUUCUGGGAUGCCCCACCCCCAUUCAAGGCAUGUGCUUGCUUCCAGAGGAUUUGAAUCAGUCCUUUAUGUUUAAGGACCAUCAUGUGGUGGGCUGAGAACUUAGAAGCUUGAGGAGGGGUUGGAGGGAAAGAAAGCCAGGGCUGCGUGGGGCUGGAAGCUCUUGCAUGCACUAUCCAGCCUUCUGCAAAGAAAUCUCCGAGCACCUCGGGCCGGGCGGGCGACAAACAUCAGCGCUCCACAUUCUUGUGCCAGGAAGUGGCUGCCCACCCCCGCUCUCUGGAGUCCUUUGGAGCUUUCUGAUGUCACCAGUGACUUGGUCUGCAAAAUCCCCCCUUGCAGAAGGGAGAAGCUGACAUGAUUGGUGGUUUUCUCUCUAAGCUCUUUGUUGUCCGCGUAUAAGGUGAGCACCGUCCUGAUAGCUGUGCAGAAAGCAGCAUUUCUGCACUGCAAACACAGGGCCGUUCUGAGCCACAGGAGGCCUCACAUAGCGAGGUCUUUCAGUUUUGCUUUUUUUUUUUAAAUCUUUCCCACCCCAAUAGGUGAUUGCGCUUCUGGGCUUUGUUUUAUCUUGGCUAAUUUAAGGUUCAGGGUGGGCUGAAUGUUCUUAGACGGGAGGUGGAGGUUGGAGCAAAGGGAGAAGGGAGACGUCCGCUAUUCUUCUGAUGAGUUCAAGUUCACCUGAAGAGGACCACAAGGCAACUCCACCCAGAGACUGCAGCCAGCUUCCGACAGAACGAGGCUGAAGGACAGACUUCCAUGGCACCUGUAUAAGAGUGGGGAAUGGUCUAGAAAGUCAUCUGUGAAUAACCUCAAGCUGUAAGCACAACCUAGCAUGCCAGGGUAGUAACACCUUGUUGGGACUAUGACAGCUCCUCUGUCUCCUAAAGGAAAAUCCCACAGUGUUCUGGAGUCUGUUGCCAAGGUGGCGGGACAAUGGCAAAGGGGACAGGCUCCCAUGUGUCAGCUGUUUCCAAGGUCAAGAUCUGGUUGGUGUCCACCCCACCCCCACACAGAUGAGGUCAAGGCCAGCAAACAAGUGCAGACAGGGUGAGAGGGGUCGUCUUUUGAGUUUGUCAAAUUGAAAAGUAGAAGAGGACGCUGGUAUUUACACAUCCAAGGAUGUGGCAACCAUAUGAGCCCAUGAGAGCCCCUGGCAGGUGCUUUUUAUUCAUAAAGAGCUAUGGCUCAUUUUUUGAUAGAUAAUAUAUAUUUAUUAAAUGUAUUAAUGUGUAUUUUAUAAUGUACCCUCACUCUUCCCCCACCCUGGCUGACUUGCAUACUUAUGAACAAAAUUGUUUGGGAAAUUUCAAGACAAUCAGUAUGUACAUAUAAAUAUCACAGAUUGAAAAAGUUGUUAAGCAUGGGCAGAUAGGUUUUAUUUUCAAAAUGCUGUUCUUAACAAGAAAAUAAAGGCUUUACUAUUUACCUAA
Peromyscus californicus insignis is the source of this 4458-nucleotide messenger RNA. It is a transcript of the gene Gprc5b, whose product is annotated as G protein-coupled receptor class C group 5 member B. Gene Ontology annotation, biological process: G protein-coupled receptor signaling pathway. Gene Ontology annotation, cellular component: signaling receptor complex; intracellular membrane-bounded organelle; plasma membrane. The transcript has 4 exons. Gene Ontology annotation, molecular function: protein kinase activator activity; G protein-coupled receptor activity; protein kinase binding. The coding region runs from base 191 to 1399 and encodes 402 amino acids. The record is from RefSeq and is a predicted model, not a curated record. NCBI's taxonomy places the organism in Eukaryota, Metazoa, Chordata, Mammalia, Rodentia, Cricetidae.